Messenger RNA from Prorocentrum cordatum, 2199 nucleotides. The record is from the annotation of a GenBank genome assembly. Lineage: Eukaryota; Dinophyceae; Prorocentrales; Prorocentraceae.
AUGUAUGUCCGUUCUUUAGCGGACUCGCUCAGCUUCCUCAAUAAACGUUACUUCCAUGUGUUCGACAGUCGGGUCUUUGCUUGCGUCGCGGCCCAAGGGCGUAGCAGCUCGAAGGUCCUGAACCGCAUCUCGAGGCGGACCAAGCGUGCGCAUAUCAAGUACGAGGGUAUUACUGAUCGAACACUUCUACGCUAUAGGAAGCAAGUGAGCAAUUUCUUCAACUAUUUGCAUGUGCGUGGUCUCCAGCUGCCAGAUAGCAUGGCCCAUCUCGAUUCAGCUGCUGCGGAGUACGUCAACCAUCUUUACAUGGAAGGCGAACCGCACGGGCACGUGCAAGAAUUCGUGUCCGGCCUCCGCCGGCUUCUCCCCAGCUGCCGGAAGCACGUGGACACGGCGAAGCUGUAUUGCUCGUAUUGGGGCCGAGGGCUGAAGCGGCGGCGGGCGUUACCUAUUCCAGCCGACGCCCUGGUUGGGAUGGUUGGUGUGGCUUUCGCCUGCAGCGAGGACCGCGUCGCUGUCAUAUUCCUGGUCGGGUUUCUUGGUCUUCUCCGUACUGGCAAGCUGGUGACUCUCACCCCAAAGCAGGUCAAGGUCAUCGCCGACAAGGCACAGCUCUGGAGGAGUCGCUACGUCCAGCUGGCGGCGUGCUUGGGCGAUGGCGAACUGGCAGAGAGGCUGGCAGCUGCUGCCCCAGCGCAGUGGGAGCUCAUGGUCUCCGAGAACGGGAGCGGCAUCACCAAGCGGAGGCGCAACGUCGCGCUGCAUGCGAAGGUGAUCCCCACCCCGCUGGUUUCCGCCAGCCCCGUGGCGCCGCGGCGCGACCAGCACGGGCCUUGUCUCGGUCACAAGGAGAUCGGCGGCAGGGAUGACGGGACCCAGAUUUCGGAGGUUGAGUUCAAGGGCGAGCAGCAGGAGCUGGAGAGCUACGUAAACCCCAUAAGCCAGGCGGAGUACCACGCCUCGAACUUCGGCGAGUCAGCCGGGAUCGGCGGCGGGACUGUUCCGACCAGGGGCGCCGCGGUGGAGGGCAGCGUCAAGCCCGAUAUGCAAUGCGAGGGGGAGGAGUGGCCCGUCCUCGUCAUCUGCCCCUCCUCCCUGCGCUUCGUGUGGAAGGAGCAGGCCGGGCGGUGGCUGCCCGACCUGUGCGGGGACGGCCGCGUGCAGGUCAUCAAGUCGGGCAAGGAAAGCUUCCGUGAGGACGCCGCCGUCUGGGUGAUCUCGUACAAUUUGUUGGCGGCCGCAUCUGGAGCAAAGUACAUGUCGCGACCGUGCGGAAAUCCGCACCAGUUGGUGAUCUGCGACGAGUCGCACAACAUCAAGGAGUGGAGCGCGAAGCGCACGAAGGCAGCGGUGCAGAUCCUGCAGAAGGCCGAUCACGCCAUUCUGCUGUCAGGCACGCCCACGAGGAACACUCCCGACGAGCUGCACGCGCAGCUGGCUGGCCUCCAGCUGCCAGGGUUGUUCAGUUACGCGUCUUUCCGCAGAAGAUACUGCAUCGAGAAGAACGUCCGUCUCGGGACCGGCCAGGUGUUCAAAAAGAUCACGGGCGCGAGGAACGCGAACGAGCUGAAUUUGAUGUUGACGUCUUCCGUUAUGAUCCGGCAGUCCCCGACUGCAUUCACACAGACGGCACAGCUGCGGGCCACCUGGCGAGCACUCACAGCGUGGCCAGUGAACCAGGCGACGCGCUGGUUGGACUACCCCUGGGCGUACAGCAGCGGCCACGUGUACAUGCUCGUGCGAAGCGCGCAGCUGAUCACCAUGAUCCAAAAUGUUCUGAGCAAUGGACUGGCCCUCGAGCGCGCCAGCGAGCGAAUGCAGGACGACGAUGCGAUCGCGUGGGCGACGGUGCAGCAGGACGGGCAAGGUCUGGCCGUGGCCAGCGCACGGCUGCAGGACGACGAGGCGGUCGCGCACGCCGCGGCAAAGCUGUGCGGGCCACCCCUCGGGCACGCCAACGGGCGGCUGCGGGGCAGCGGCGAGUGGAGCAGAGCAGGCUGGCCAUCGAGCACGCCAGUGGGCGGCAGCGGCCUCCUCGUCCACGCCAGAUGGCCGCCGUGGGACGACGGGGCGGUCGCGCGGGCCGCGCGGAGGGGGUUGGCCGUCGCGCACGCCAGUUGGCGGCUGUGCGGUGACGAGGCAGCCGCGCGGGCUGCGGUGGAGGAGAAGUGGUGGGCCCUCAAGCCAGCCAGCAAGUGA